AUAUGGCACAGGGUAUGUAUAUCUGACAAAUAAGAAAACAUUUUACAGUAAUUAAGCAGUGCUUAAUAAGAUGGAGUAUAGACUACAUAUACUAAAUGUUAUAGUUAUUGUAACAGUUUUAUUUGGUGUGAAUGCAAAGAGAAAUGUGGCCAUUCUUAAAUGUGACAAUAUACGAGUUGGUGAAGACAUUCAUGUCACAAGCAACCAACCAUUGAUUGUACCUGCCGACUGUAACAAGGGACAAAUUCAGUGGCAUUUACCAAACAAAGACACGCACCUGCAAGUCCAGUUCCUGAAUCAGAAUGCACUUCAUUGCUUCACUAGUCGAUAUCCCUCAGCUUUCGCCAAGUACUCUGUGAUUUUAAACAACGAAAGCAUGACACCAUAUAGAGGAAACACGCCUUGUUUCUCAGCGUCAAACGUGGAAGUGGCCGUUGCUACAAAUCGCAGACAAUUUGCCAUAUUUAUUGACUUUGAAACUUGAAAACUUUUAAAGCAGGAAUGUGCCUGAAAUCUAUCCGAAAUCCACAAAAAUAAUACAUAGAUAACAUAUACAUAUAAUUUUAAUGUGCCUUUGAUUUAUAAUAAAAUACAC
This is a messenger RNA of Saccostrea cuccullata (small rock oyster), 595 nucleotides long. RefSeq lists its product as uncharacterized. The record is from RefSeq and is a predicted model, not a curated record. NCBI's taxonomy places the organism in Eukaryota, Metazoa, Mollusca, Bivalvia, Ostreida, Ostreidae. Bases 71 to 484 code for a protein of 137 amino acids. The transcript is spliced from 3 exons.